AUGUCAUCUCAAUCUGAUACACCUUGGUCUGACGGGGAGAAGUAUUUCUUACUUACGGAGAUUCUUAAAAAUGCUGGUAUUCAUUCCAGUCAUCUCCUUCAAGUCAUCAAUGACUAUGGUAUCAAUCCCAACUGGGAUGAUAUUCCCUUACCACCAGGUCGCUCGUUAAAUUCUUGCAGAGUGGCUUUUUCCAAUAUGCAAAUGGAAUCGCAAAGACAGCAGCAGCAGCAGCAUCAACAUCAUCAACAUCAACAUCAUCAGCAUCAACGACAUCAGUCUACAUAUCUGCCCGCUCCUUCACUAGCUACAGCUUUGGCUCCUGCUCCUUUAGCAACUUCGAUUCCGCGACCAGAAAUGACUGGGUCAACUCUACCUGUAGAUCCAACACUUCGUAAGCGACCAUACCCUGACAAACCGCUUCCACCGCGCGCAAUUCAACCCAAGCCGCCCACCAGCACUGCUUCUAUCAGUAGUGAAAGCUCAGCUCAGCUAUCUCCACGCCUAGACAGUGCUGCCGCCGGUGAGCCUCCGCGCAAACGAGGACGUCCAAGUAAAGCCGAAACAGAAAGGCGCAAAAGAGCUGCCGAGGCUCGUGGUGAAGCCUAUCCGCCUCCCAGGAGGUCGAACUCCAAUAGAAUCAAGAUCCCACCCUCACCGACCAGUCCAGGACGUUUGAUCCCAUUUGCGCAGUCCAAUAUCGCAAUGGCGCAGAAUCAAAAUCAAAAUCGAAAUCCGAGCUCAGUACUAUACAAUCCACCAGGCCGACUCGUUCCCGUACCAAAUCUUUCUGUCGAUGAUCGUCAAUUGCCAAACAGAAGCAUGGGCCCUAAUUUGCGAGAGUUGCCUCGACCAGAGAUCGGUCAUCCUCUUCCCUCGCCACACGCCCUGCAACUAGGUCCACCAGACUCUUUUCCUCGCUCAAGCAAUCCUGGCGAGCGGUCUUCUUUCGGUGCACUGCCACCAGACAGGUUUUCGCCAGAUAGCUGUCGCCGUGAUUCGGUGACUAGUCGUGGUGAGCCGACACCAUAUACAGAACGAAAAAGCACAACGCCAGGCGAGAAACCUAGGUGA
Molecule: messenger RNA, 1071 nt
Organism: Penicillium taxi
Lineage: Eukaryota; Fungi; Ascomycota; Eurotiomycetes; Eurotiales; Aspergillaceae
Product: putative AT DNA binding protein
Exons: 3
Coding region: 1-1071 (356 amino acids)
Source: RefSeq, a predicted model, not a curated record